Musca domestica (house fly) is the source of this 4123-nucleotide messenger RNA. RefSeq lists its product as uncharacterized. Gene Ontology annotation, molecular function: copper ion binding; oxidoreductase activity. The transcript is spliced from 5 exons. Gene Ontology annotation, cellular component: plasma membrane. Gene Ontology annotation, biological process: iron ion transport. Bases 733 to 3996 code for a protein of 1087 amino acids. The record is from RefSeq and is a predicted model, not a curated record. NCBI's taxonomy places the organism in Eukaryota, Metazoa, Arthropoda, Insecta, Diptera, Muscidae.
ACGACAACAACAACAACAACACUUUGAUAUUAACUGUUUUGGUUCGUUCAUUCAUAUAGCCGUGAAGGAACUUUGCGAUCGUUUAGUCGUGUUCAGAACGUUAAACGGCAAAGUCAAUGCACGGAUCUUUUGUUACGGUUGCGGCGGUAGUUAAAAUUUUAAGGAUUUUUUUGCGGAAAUCGAAAGCAAAAAAUAUCAAUUAAAAAAAAGAAAACAGAGACAAUUUUUUGAAUUAAUAAAACGUAGUACAACUAAAAGUGCCGGGUUUGCUAAUUUUUAUUGAAGUGCAUGGUAGAUAAAUUAAAAGAAAUAUACAAAUUUGAAACGUCAUUUAAAAUAAACGCAAAGAUAAGAAACAUCAAACAAAAGAUUUGCUUAAAUAAAUCAAGAUAAAAUAAUAAAACAGACUUUAUAUAAAAAAGCAUUUUAUGAUAGUCUAAUUAAACGUCUAAAACAAAGCAGGAACUUCAUAACGUAAUCGAGGAAAAAAAGAAGCAACUCAUUGAUUUUAUGUCUUCACAUUGUUCUACAGCAUUGAAAGGGGUUCCAUAACCUUGGCUUUUAAUUGCAUCGAAAGGGAAAUCCCCAAAAAGCACCUGUUUUUUUUUUCUUUUUUGUGCGCGUCUGCCUUUUAAUUUUCUGACACAGACAUUUGCCGCUUGUUUCCUUUGUUUUGCGUUUUUUUUCGCUCUUCUUGUUUUUAUCUGACUUCGAUCGUUUAAUUAUGUCAGCAUGGCUGUGAUAAAGCGGAAUCAUUGCAAACCAAAACGCUGCCUUAAGUAUUUGUCUACGACCAACAAUGGUGUCGUCGACGUUGCCGUCAAUGGCUGGAUGUCAGUUGGUAAAAUGAUCAGUGGCAAAGAUUUAUUGCUGUUGGUAUUUAUGAUUGCUGUUGUUGGUGCUCGGAGCUAUGUAGCUGGAGCAGCAACAGUGGUAAAUGCAACAACAACAACAACAACAGUAACAUCAGCAUCAGCAAUAUUCACAGAAAAUGCGACGUCAUCAUCAUCAUCAUUGCCAUUACCAUUGACUUUAUCGGCAGUAUCGACAGCAUCUUCGCCAUUGUCCAUAUCAACCGCAGCUCCAGAAAUUGUGACACCACUUACUUUGCCGGCGAAUGAAACAAAUAUUGCUAUCAUAAGCAAUAAUCUGUGCUCCGUUACCAUUGAUGCCGAAACGGAAUUUAAAACUCUAGGGUCCAUAUGGAUUUCCCCCCAAAAUCCUUGCUCCCUGUACAAAUGUGAGCUUAACAAACUGGGAAUACCUCAUGUGGUGGCCAAAAAGGACAAUUGUGGAGAAUUUUAUUGUGAUAUAGAUUCCGAGGUGAGACCAAAGAACGGCAGCUGCUGUGGUGAAUGUGUGCGGACGAAAUGUCGUUUCGAAAAUCAGCUGUACGAAAUUGGCAGCACCUGGCAUAACAAUGCAGAUUGUACGCUGCUGGAAUGUGGUCAAUUGCCAAAUGGGGAGCCCAUCAUUAAUGCCUAUCAAAAAACCUGUCCAGACUUGCCCAAAAAUUGUCCACCCGAACUGAUUUAUGUGGAAAAUUGUUGUCAAUAUUGUAGGCAAAGGAGGCAGUCGCCACCACUGCCCUUCGUUGAAGUUGGUGUGGACAAUGAGGAGAUAUGGACCGAGGAGUUCUAUGACAAUCAUCCAUGUGUCAGGGAGUGUAGGGCGGGAGAGGCGCCACGUGUCUGCCACUAUACCUUUGUGGUGGAAUGGUAUGAAACUUUGUCGAAGGCAUGCUAUGAUUGCCCGAAGAAUAUUAGCGAUUGUCGGCGACCUCAUUGUAUAGCGGGAGAUGGUAUUACACGCUCAGUGACAGUGGUAAAUCGUAUGAUGCCCGGCCCUAGGAUAGAGGUGUGCUACAACGAUACCAUUGUGGUGGAUGUCAAGAAUCAUUUACUGGGUGAAAGUACCACCAUCCAUUGGCAUGGUAUGCAUAUGAAAAAUACACCCUAUAUGGAUGGGGUACCCCACGUUACCCAGUGUCCAAUUUCCCCACAUUCCACAUUUCGCUACACCUUUUUCGCCGAUAAUGUUGGCACCCACUUUUGGCAUUCGCAUACGGGUAUGCAACGGGGAGAUGGAGUCUUUGGAGCUUUGAUCAUAAAACGGCCACGUAGUGAAGAUCCCCAUGGACAUUUGUUUGACUUCGAUUUGAGUGAACAUACCAUGAUUGUUCAGGAUUGGGUCCAUGUACCGGGUGUUAGUAUGUUUGCUUCCCAUCAUCAUUCGAAUGGGGAUAAUAAGCCAUUGAAUUUGUUAAUAAAUGGCAAGGGAAGAUACUACAAGGCCAUAUGGGAAUCCAUAAAGGCCAAAGGUCGAUCUGCUAGUGUGGGGGAUGACCACAUCUCCAAUGAGGGUGAAGUGAGAUCUUCUGCCAUAACAAUUACCGAAUCUGCGUUGGAAGUCAAUGAAACAGAGUACAAUCCCAAUACCCCACUGGAGGAUAAUGAUGUGGUCCUAUUACACCCCUCAAAUGAUCCCAGGGUAAAUAAAUUAAGGAUACAACAAAAUGAAAUAUCCAGGACCGCUCGAUUGGCCAAGUCGGAAAAUGAGACCAGACGAGCCGUCAGAGAACAGGAAGAAGAAGAGGAAGAGGUCACAAAUACAACGGAACCGGAGAAAAUUAGGCAUCUCUCCAAACGGGCUUUGGAUGGAGAAAUUCCCUUGGAUUUCAUACCCCUGCAGCAGUACAAUGUCACAAAAGGUUUUCGUUAUCGUUUUCGGGUCAUAAAUGCCGAAUUCCUCAACUGUCCCAUACAAAUCUCGAUCGACAACCACACUCUCAUGGCCAUUAGUUCGGAUGGCUAUGACUUUGAGCCCCUGGAGGUGGGAUCCGUAAUAACCUAUGCCGGUGAACGUUUCGAUUUCAUUGUCAAUGCCAAUCAGGCGGUGGGUAAUUAUUGGAUACGUCUCAAGGGGUUGAUGGAUUGUGAUGAACGCUUCACCUCGGCGUUCCAGGUGGGCAUACUACAUUAUGACCAGGCCCCCAUGGAGGAGCCUCAGGCUGACUUGGGUUACAAUCACCAGCCGGAGGGCAUAGAACUCAAUGCCAUGAACAAGGGAUCCGGUCACAUAGACUCUCUCACCAUGGCCGAAGUGAAUGGCCUGCCAAUCUAUGAUCAAAUUUCCGGUAUAGAUCGUGACGCGUUAAAACCAGUGGCCGAUUAUAAAUUCUUUGUUUACUACGAUUUCUAUCGCAAGGAUAACCCGGAAUUCCAUCCUCAACAGUAUUAUGGCAUGGGUGCCAAUCUGAGUAACUCCAAUUUGGUAUUUACUCCGCAACUAAAUCACAUUUCAUUGAAGUUCCCCUCGGUGGCUUUACUGGCUGCCCGGGAUAGUGUCGACGAAUCGUUAUUCUGCAAUGAAACCAGUUUGCAGGAGCAGGGCAUCGAUUGCCGCAAGGAGUUCUGUAAAUGUCAUCAUGUCCUGCAGGUGCCGAGAAAUGCUAUUGUUGAAUUUAUUAUCAUCGAUGAGGGUGUCACCUAUGAUGCCAAUCAUCCCUUCCAUCUGCAUGGCAAUGCAUUCCGUGUUGUCGGCAUGGAACGUCUGGCAGCCAAUGUCACUGUGGAAAUGAUCAAAGAACUGGAUCGUUUCAAUCUACUAAAACGAAACCUGGUACGCCCACCCGUGAAGGACACCGUUACCGUGCCCGAUGGUGGCUAUACCAUUGUACGUUUUGAAGCUUCUAAUCCUGGUUUUUGGCUUUUCCAUUGCCACAUAGAAUUUCAUGCUGAAAUUGGUAUGGCAUUAAUAUUGAAGGUCGGAGAUAAUGAUGAAAUGCCCCCAGUGCCCAAGAGAUUCCCCACUUGCCAUGAUUAUGUGCCACAAUCCAAAGAUGAUGAAGAAGAUAUUGAUGAUACACUGACAAAUAAACCUAGCACACCUGAGUAUAGUGGUGGUGGUGCAGGGAAUGCAGGAAGUCUAAGGCGGGUUUCCUGGCAUACCAUUGCUGUUUUUGUUUUUGUUGUUAUUGCAAUGCUUCGAAAAUAGUUUGUACAUAUGUGAACGCUAAGGAUAAUCUAAGUAAAACUGUGAUUUUUUAAGAUAGUUUUUUAAGAAAUGUUUUUGUAUUAAAUAAAUUUAUUUAUGUUAUAUGUUUUUGGUCAGAUCCGAAAUU